Pristis pectinata (smalltooth sawfish) is the source of this 5727-nucleotide messenger RNA. It is a transcript of the gene lnpep, whose product is annotated as leucyl/cystinyl aminopeptidase. Gene Ontology annotation, molecular function: metalloaminopeptidase activity; zinc ion binding; peptide binding. The transcript is spliced from 18 exons. The coding region runs from base 642 to 3746 and encodes 1034 amino acids. The record is from RefSeq and is a predicted model, not a curated record. Gene Ontology annotation, cellular component: cytoplasm. Gene Ontology annotation, biological process: peptide catabolic process; proteolysis. NCBI's taxonomy places the organism in Eukaryota, Metazoa, Chordata, Chondrichthyes, Rhinopristiformes, Pristidae.
ACACUGUAAUGUAACCUCUCCACCACUGCAUCGUUGCAGCCUCGACACCCCUCAUAACCCACCCUUUCACCUCCUGCCUGUCUCCAAUUAAACCCAAGUUGCAGAAGACUUAAAAAAAACUUUGCCGACAUCGACUGUCGGUGGGGAAUAAAUGUUCUAAUGUUAUUUUGUUUUUCACAAGCAACAGAGGUGCAGAAAAUAGAUGAAAAUGAAAGGACUAUCCCGCCUACUGAACGCCUCUCGCUUUCUUGGGACACUCGCAGAAGACGGAAAUGAUCUUAAACCUGGUCGCGGGCUGAGUGAUAAGUAGAGGUAGACCCAGCAAGAACAGGCAGCUCGUCAAUCGACUCAUACAGGCUUCACGGCCCAGCUUCUGAACACAAAGGAGUAAAGAAAAACAGAUAAUUGAAGAUGGUGGAAUAACAGAGUAGCGUGAAGUGGUGCAGUUUGGAAGGAGAUGGUCGUGUGAAGAGGAAGGUUUUUGAUUUUUUUUGUGUGUGUUUCAAUCAUCUUUGGGAACAUCUGGACGUUUGCUCUGAGGGGAUGUGCGGCAGUGCGGUGUGAGGGUGACGCUCGCCUCUCAGUCAGCGUUUGUCCCGAGACGCUCGGUGAAGAGCCCGCAGAAGCGCAGGCCACGGCCGAUGGAGCCGCACUCGCAGAGCGAGCAGGCUCAGUUGCCCAGGAACAUGAUUGAGAACAGCAUGUUUGAAGAAGACCCUGAGAUAGUGGAUUUGAGUAAGGAUUCACGCCUUCAUCCUUUGGAACCUGAUGAAGUUGAAUAUGAGCCACGGAGUUCACGGUUGCUGGUGCGUGGUUUGGGUGAACAUGAUCUGGACGAUGAUGAGGAAGAUUAUGAAUCAUCUGCAAGGUUGCUGGGCAUGUCAUUCAUGAACAGGAGUUCCAACUACCGCAACAACAUGUCAGGGGCUUAUAGCCAUGAACCAUCAAGUGGAUCAUGUUCACUACCUACUGGUCGGACUUUCCUUGUUGGUGCAUUUGUUGUAGUGAUUAUACUUUCUAUAGCAAUGGUGGUCUACUUCCUGCCAAGAUGUACCUUCACCAAAGAAGGCUGCCACAAAAAGAACACGACUUUAACACUUGUAUAUCCUUUGGCAACCAAUGGACAGGUUUUUCCUUGGCCAAAGCUGAGAUUGCCUAAUGCUGUUGUACCAGUGCACUAUGAUCUUAGUUUGCAUCCUAAUCUCACCACCCUGAAUUUCACAGGCUCUGUACACAUAAGCCUUCUAAUCAUGGAAGAUACCAACAACAUCACUCUUCACAGCUCUGGUCUCGAAAUCAUCACGGCAACCAUUACUCCAGAAGCAACCGGCCACCCUAAGAAUGUCCAGGUUUUGGAGUACCCACCACAUCAGCAGAUUGCAAUCAAGGUUCACCCAAUGCUGUCAAAAGGAGAAAAAUAUACUCUGAAUCUGAAAUAUUCAGCGAAUCUGUCUGAUGGAUUUUCUGGAUUUUAUAAAGGCAUUUAUAAGGAUAAAAAUGAGACAAGGAUAAUGGCUGCCACUCAGUUUGAGCCUUUUGCUGCACGGACUGCCUUUCCAUGUUUUGAUGAACCAGCAUUUAAGGCCACAUUUGGGAUCUCAAUAAUAAGGGAAGCUGACCACAUCUCUCUAUCCAACAUGCCGAAGAAUACCACAACUUCAGUCGGCAAUGGACUUUAUCAAGAUACGUUUACGAAAAGUGUUAAAAUGAGCUCUUACUUGGUGGCCUUUAUUGUUGGUAAUUUGACAAGCAUCAGCCAGAACACUCCAAGUGGAACUUUGGUAUCGGUGUAUGCUGUUCCUGACAAGGUGGAUCAAAUGAAGUAUGCAUUAGAAACGACAGUGAAGCUUCUGAAGUUUUAUGAGAGUUUCUUAAAUAUAUCUUACUCCUUAAAGAAACUAGAUUUGAUGGCUCUCCCUGAUUUUGAAGCAGGAGCCAUGGAAAAUUGGGGCCUGGUCACUUUUCGAGAAGUUACACUUCUUUACAAGGAAGAGACUGCUUCUAUAAUGGACAAACAAAUAGUUACUCACAUGAUUGCUCAUGAGUUGGCUCAUCAGUGGUUUGGUAACCUAGUGACUAUGGAGUGGUGGAAUGACCUUUGGUUAAAUGAAGGAUUUGCCUCUUUUAUGGAAUUUUAUUCACUGGACAAAGUAUUCCCUGAACUCCAAGUGGACAAGUACUUGUCGAACACUCGCCUCAAGGCAAUGGAGGAAGAUUCAUUAAAUUCAUCCCACCCGCUCUCCAAUCCGGUUGAAACUCUUGAACAAAUUGGGGAAAUGUUUGAUUUUAUUUCCUAUCAAAAGGGUGCUUCAAUUCUGUUGAUGCUGAAGGAUUUCCUUAAUGAAACUGUCUUCCAGCAAGGAAUUAGGCAAUAUUUAAAGGAACAUGAGUAUCAGAACACAAAAACUGAAGACCUCUGGAACAGUAUGACUAAAGCUGAAAGUAUAGGUGUGAAUGUGAAAGAAAUGAUGGAAACCUGGACGCUGCAGACAGGAUUCCCACUGGUCACUGUCAAACUAGACACCGCUGCCAAUAAAAUUCACCUCAGUCAAGAACGUUUCCUCAGGCUCUCUCGUUCACAUAAUUUAACAUCCACUUAUAACAGUUUGUGGCAUAUUCCACUGACGUACAUAACCAGCAGCUGUGUGGACUAUAAACAGCCUAAGUGCAUCAAAAAAUGGAUCCUUAAGAAUAAAACCGAUACCAUUGAUCUUAAAGAUCCAAGUGUGACUUGGGUGAAGUUUAACAUAAAUAGGAAUGGUUUCUACAUUGUUGAUUAUGACGACAGCACCUCAGAGAAAUUGAUUGGAUUAUUACGAACUAAUCCCAAGGCUUUCAGUGAUCAGGACCGAGCUGGCCUUAUCAAUAAUGCUUUUAUGCUUGCAAGUUCAGGGAAAAUCUCAAUAAAGAAGGUGCUGAAUAUGAUCAGCUAUUUGAAGCACGAAACCAGCACUAUACCAGUAACUGAAGCAUUGCAACAGCUCAACAACAUCUACUUGCUUGUGCAAAAAAGGGGGAAUCUGACGCUGUCUAAUCGGAUAAAGGAUUAUAUGUUUGAUAUUUUUGGACACUUGAUUGACCAACAAACCUGGAGUAACAAUGGUUCAGUCUCUGAAAGACAACUUCGUUCCAGUCUGCUUGCUAUGGCAUGCAAUUUGAAUUAUGAGAUCUGUGUUCAGAAUGCAACUAAUUUGUUUAACAAGUGGAUGAAUUCUUCAGAUUUAAGUGUGUUACCAUCUGAUCUAACUAUGACCAUCUUAACUGUUGGAGCACACACUGUUGAAGGCUGGAAGUUCAUAUGCCAGAUGUAUAAUCGUUUGCAGUCAGAGGGGGAUAAAAGAAAAAUGCUUACAGCCAUGGCAAGAACCAACAAUGCUGAGCACCUGAUCUGGUUGUUGUACAACAGCUUGCAUCACGACAUGAUAAGGACACAGGAUCUACCCUAUAUUCUAGCUACUUCCAGCAAAAGCCUAGUCGGAUAUCUUCUUGCUUGGGAUUUUGUUAAGGAAAAUUGGGAUGAGCUGAUUAAAAAGUUUAUGGCUGGAUCAUAUCCUAUACAAACCAUUGUCACUGAAACAACAUCACAAUUUUCAACAAAAGUCCACCUGCUUGAGGUCCAAACAUUUUAUUUUGCACUGCAUGACAAAAAUUUAUAUCUAGGGUUGGUCCAAAAGGCACUAGAAUCAAUCAGUUUGAACAUUCAGUGGAUGGAGAACAAUUUGAAAACUCUGGAAAUGCAGCUAUAGAAUUUUUUCUUAAUUUCAGUAAAUUAAAUACACCUAUGUGCUAAGUGAUGCUAAAUUGCAGUCGUGUAAAGCAAGGUGAAGUCAAUUGUCAUUUGCAAAUUCAGUUUGCACUAUUGGAGGGUUGGUGUUAGCUCAGGGUGACUUAUGGUUUGUUCAGUCAUUAAAUAUGAAUUGUAUUUGUGGGGAGCUGAAGAGCAAACCAUGUGGCUAUUCAGUAAUGGGGGAAUGUAUUUAACAAAACAAAGCAUUUUAAUAAGCAAAACAAUAUCUUUGAGUUAUUGGUUUUAGCCAAUUAGUAUAAGUGGAAAAGUUGAGUAAAUGUUUUCCAGCAAUUAAAGCAGAACAUUCAGCUUGGCUAUUAAUUUUAACAUUAUUUUACCAUUUGCUUUUUAGGAAAGGGUUCUUUUUUGCAAUUUGAUUUUGACUUAAUAGGACAUUGUUUUGCGCAUCAUGUUGUCACUGCCCUUCUUUGUAACAAUGACACAUACUGCAAAGUGGAGAGAUACUCCUCCUUUGUAAAGUGUAAUUAUUUCAAGAAGUUAUGUCGUGUAUGGUGUACUCCAUGUAUUGCAUUACAUCUAUCAGCUAUAUGAACCCAUAUCUUCAAUUACUGUACCACUAUCUGGACUACUGUUUUGACAGACAAAAGUCAGUGAUUGUGAUCCCCAAAAUGACUUGCUUAAAAAAAAGGUAAGUUUUAUGGGCUACCAUAAAUUGAAAAUUUUACUUAGGUGUCAUCAUAAACCAUUGUCCCUAGCUUAUGUAUGCUUUCCAUUGUUUUUCAUCACAUGCCUCAAUUAGUCGCUUCUGAAUGUACAUUUUUUAUUAACAAAAACUAUAGACUAUAUAUUAUGAAAAAAUGCGAAGCUCUGUUUACCAAGCUCUUUUUAUUCUGAGAUUCUGUGAUAAUCUAUGAGUUUUGCUCUCAUGAGUUGUAGUGUCAACAGAAUUGCUCAAUUGAAUUAAUGCUACAUCUCACUGACAGCAUGUAUGUAUUUCACAGAUGUUUUAAUUACAAUUAAUGUUUGUGAAUUGUACAAGACCAAUCAGAAUUUAACAUUAUUUAAAUAGAUAUUUCUGUAAAUCAGUAUGUGUUGCAAUAAAUAUUCUAACAGAUGGUAAUCCUGUGUCAAAAAAUGCAAUGCAGAUUUUAAAAAAUUAUGGAAGUUGAACGGUGGUGUUUGAACUGUGAGAAUGAUGUUUUUUAAAAAAAAGUGUUGCAAAAAAUGCAGCUUUCUCUAGUGUUAAUACAUUCAUUAACCUCAGGUAUUUACUUCACUCAUAACACAAAUUAAGAGAUGCUAAAUAUGUUAACCGACUAGUCAGGUUAGUUGCAAGUAAUGCCAAGAAUCAUGCAUUCAAUAAAUUGAAGAAAAUGAGAGGAUUUGAUGAAAUGAUUUCAAAUAAUGAAUCCACAAAACUAAACCACCGUAACACAACGAAUGUGUGCAUUGACCAUUACUAUUUGUUGUUUUUUUUUAAUUAGAUGAGCACUUUUUCUUUGAUGAUUAAAUGAGAAAUAUAUCAAAGGUUUAACCUACAUCAGCUCAAGUUAAAUAGAGGGCAUAGCCACAUGCUUUUUUUUAAAAAAGCAUAAAGGUAAUUAGCAUCUACCCUAAAUAUUGCUAUUGCAUUGACAGUGCUCAUCUCUCAGCUAUAAAGUGGUACUUCAUUAUUUAUAUGUUUGUAGUUUAUCAGGGUUUAAUGUUUUCAAGUAAAAAGAAAAAUGCUACAAUUUGGAAGGCCACAAAUUAUUUUUGGAUUUUAAUAAAAAUGUGAAUUACAGAAAUACAAAUCUUUUAACUUUCAAAAUAACCAAGCAUUGUAUAUCUAUUUAAACUGUUUGAUUUGUAUUCUUUCAAGCUUGUAUGAUUGCAUAAUACUUACCUGGAAUAUGGUCUAAUGCAAAUUGAUAAACAUGUUUAAAUUGCUAUCUUCCGUUCCUUUGUGGAUCGGAUUAAUAAAUUUUAUUAGUUUUGGA